Messenger RNA from Cydia splendana, 1311 nucleotides. Its product is annotated as histone lysine acetyltransferase CREBBP-like. Lineage: Eukaryota; Metazoa; Arthropoda; Insecta; Lepidoptera; Tortricidae. Gene Ontology annotation, molecular function: histone acetyltransferase activity; chromatin DNA binding; transcription coactivator activity. Gene Ontology annotation, cellular component: histone acetyltransferase complex; transcription regulator complex. The record is from RefSeq and is a predicted model, not a curated record. The transcript has 3 exons. Gene Ontology annotation, biological process: positive regulation of transcription by RNA polymerase II. The coding region runs from base 131 to 739 and encodes 202 amino acids.
AUUUGCAAUGAUCUGCUGCCAGGUACUUUGUAAUGAUUAAGGUUGCCGCAGCAAAAUUAUUUAAUAUUCCAUUUACCAACAGCAUUCUGCACGCUGCGCCUGGGAAGAUAAUAAAUAAAAUCAACAAACUAUGGAUAUACCUGAUAAUGCAGAUCUGGAUCCUCCAACUUUCCAAGAAGCCCAGGAUCUCGUAGCUCAGAGCUGCAUAAGCAGGAUAGCACAUGCAUGCUCAUGCCGCAUCAAGGACUGCCAGGUCCCAUCCUGCACAAAGAUGAAACGCGUCAUUGCACACACAAAGGUCUGCAAAAGGAAGACUCAUGGUGAUUGCCCAAUCUGCAAGCAGCUUAUUGCUUUGUGCUGCUACCAUGCAAAGAACUGCACUGACGGGCCAGAGACGUGCUCAGUACCAUUCUGCUCACGCAUCAAACAAAAAUUGGAAAAGCGGCUGAUACUAAUGCAACCUAUUACACCUGCUUAUAGAAGCUAUGGCAAUGACCUGUUGUUGAAUACUAUCACAAGCACAAACUCGACGAUGUUGAUAUUUGACCAACUAAUUGAAGAUAAGGCCUCAUUCGCAAAGAAACUAGAGAGAGAUAUAUAUGAGGGUGCAGACUCAUCAACCGAUUACUACCGCUUGAUGGCCACGAAGAAGUGGGAGAUUGAGAUGGACAUUGAAGAGAAACUGCGCAUGGAGCAACGUGAGAUGGAAGAGAUUAUAAACUUACUUGGAAAUCAUUAAAAAGAGUAGGUAGGUACAAAAAUAGUAUUAAACUACAAAAUUACAAUUUUACAUUGCCGGUAACACUGCUAAAUCAAACGAGCAGUACUGCUUACCAUAAGGGCACACGGGGCCUGUGCCCAGGGCCCCCAUCCUCAGGGGGCCCCAAAGGACAGACAGUAACAGUAUCUUUGAUUACCCAUAAUAGAAGAUCAUAGUAGAAAAAUGUUAGUUUAAUUCGCUUUCUUUACUUUCCAAAAGGGCCCAUAUUCUUAUGCUUAGGGCCCAGCAUAGUUUAAGACGGCCCUGCAAACGAGUGUCUGCGUCUAUCUAGGAUUACAUAGUACCUAUACAAUUUGAAUCUUUAUGACCAUUGCUUUUAUACUUUACAUUGUAAUUAUCUAUCUAAAAAAAUAUUUAUUCCUUUUUAAGAAAUUUCAAUGGACAGUGAUAUUUGUAGGAUAAAUAAUAAGAUAUAAUAUAUUAAUAAUAAAUUAAAAUUUAUUUUAACAAAUAUGUGACGUUCCACGGGUGAAGGUACCUUAUGGCGGUUGGCGCUUACAUCGCAUUAAUCGCAUAGCACCACAUUAGUA